This is a messenger RNA of Rhizopus microsporus ATCC 52813, 960 nucleotides long. RefSeq lists its product as uncharacterized. The transcript has 5 exons. Lineage: Eukaryota; Fungi; Mucoromycota; Mucoromycetes; Mucorales; Rhizopodaceae. The record is from RefSeq and is a predicted model, not a curated record. Bases 1 to 960 code for a protein of 319 amino acids.
AUGGAGGACCAGAAGUUGAGUUUGAGAGAGCAGCUCACAAAGAAAUGGUGUGGAGAGGUGGUCACGCUGGGAUCCCAGACAUGCUUUGAUAUGGCAUUUAUUAAGUGCCCAUUAGCCGUCGAUCGCGGGUUCCUUUCUUUGUUUGCUCAAACACAAACAAAUUUAUUCAAGGAAGCAAGUGGUGAUGACUUUCAAGAAACUCCACUACGUAGAAAAGAAAAGAACAUCCAUACUACCUUGAAAGCUGGUAAAGAAGAUACAACUGCUCCUAGCCCUUCAAACGUUGUUACCAUUGACAAGACACCUAUGCAUACAGUCAACAAAUGUACUAGUGUUGAAGCUGUAUUACAUACUCCUAUUCCUUCCACUAGCUGUACUUCUGCUCCCAUCAAGGCCUCUAAGAAAUAUCAAGACAAGGUUGAUAAGACUGAAACAGUCAAAAAGGAAAAAGAAAAGAACAAGACGACAGGAAAUGACAAGUUGUGUCCUAUGAAUAAGUCAAAAACGAAGCUUCCAAAGCUUAAAGGUACCGUCGAGAAAACUUCUGUAAUCAAGACAUCUUUGGCUAAUACCUGUAGAUAUCUCAAGCUUGUUACCUUAAUCCAAGAAGUAGUUGACCACAUUACUCAACUGGCAUACGCUGGUUUCAUCUUUGCUGAUCACUAUUUCUUGGAACUUCUCGAGAGCGGUGAAGAACUGCCUGUGGUUACUCAAAAUCUAUACUAUAAUAUAUUUUCUAUUUUUGCUGGCCAUGGAAAAUAUGUCUUUGAUAGUAUCAAGAAGAGCUUCAAGACCUUUUGUAAAUCUCUUUCUCUUAAUCAAUGUGGAUUAAAGCGAAGAGUACAUGCUGUGAAUUUUGUGGUGUGGAAUCACGAUGUGAACAGUGCAUUAAAUAUAUAUAAUAUCUUUGUUUACAAAUCAAAACAUGACAAUGAAAGUCCUCCCCCUUCAAAAGACUAA